Molecule: messenger RNA, 587 nt
Organism: Betta splendens (Siamese fighting fish)
Lineage: Eukaryota; Metazoa; Chordata; Actinopteri; Anabantiformes; Osphronemidae
Exons: 6
Coding region: 30-587 (185 amino acids)
Source: RefSeq, a predicted model, not a curated record
CCCCCCCAGUCCAGCAGGAGGAAGAGCAAAUGGACUAUGGUGCUGCAACCCCUGACCACAGUAAUGAUGCCACUUUGCUACAGCAUGACAUAAAUGGAGAGGAGGAUUUGAACGAACAGGAGAGGGUCAAACAGAGGGCAGAGCGACGUAAGGCCAAAAAAAAGCGUCGGCGAAAACGUAAGAAACAGGAGCAGGUUAGCCAAAACGAGAAUCCAGAGCAGGAUGAUGAGGACGAGGAUGCAGGUGCGGAGUCUGAACUGGAGGGGAGCGCAUCAGAAUUUGAAGUGGUCGCUGAAGUGGAGGUUGAAAAGGAGGAGACAAAGUCAGCUUCCUCAAACAAAAACAUGGACACUCCAGUAAUGGCCUCCUCGGGAAUCAGAGGCCAUCAGAAGGGCCAAGCUAAAUCCACUGAAGAGGAACCAGAGUGGGAUGUAAGCAGUGCCUUUGUUGCUAAUGCUGCUAGCCAUAUAAAACCCAAAGGGUCGAGGUGCAAAUCCAAAGAAAACAAGGAGAACGAGGCGAAGAGAGAGACAAAUGGAACUGACACCACAACAAAGAAAAGCACAUCGCUGACAGGUAAGGAAUGA